Messenger RNA from Trametes versicolor FP-101664 SS1, 1569 nucleotides. RefSeq names its product microtubule binding protein. Gene Ontology annotation, biological process: actin filament organization. Bases 1 to 1569 code for a protein of 522 amino acids. Lineage: Eukaryota; Fungi; Basidiomycota; Agaricomycetes; Polyporales; Polyporaceae. Gene Ontology annotation, molecular function: actin filament binding. The record is from RefSeq and is a predicted model, not a curated record. The transcript is spliced from 8 exons.
AUGUCACGAUUCGUCCGCGCGUCCAAGUACCGACAUGUGUUUGGCCAGCAGGGCAAGAAGGAGUACGGGUACGACAACGUAAAGGUCACAAACAGCGCAUGGGACACCAACAUCGUCGCCGCCUCCACCCGGUACAUCUCCCUCAACUGGAACGCGUCUGGCGGCGGCGCGUUUGCCAUCCUCCCCCUCCCCACUCCCUUUGCCGAGCACGGCCUCUCCUCCAAGCUCCCCGAUCUCAUCCCCCUCGCACGCGGCCACUCCGGCCCCGUCCUCGACACCGACUGGUCCCCCUUCAACGACGCCGUCGUCGCCUCCGCAGGCGAGGACGGCAAGGCCCUCAUCUGGUCCGUCGAGUCUUCUGCGUUCGAGGGCUGGGGACAGGACGGCUGGGAGCCGCAAGACUUUGACCCCGUCGCCCGCAUCGAUGUCUCGCCUCGCCGUGUCGGCCACGUCCUCUUCCACCCUACCGCGAACAACGUCCUCGCGACCACCACGGGCGACCACGUCGUGAAGAUUUGGGACCUCGCUAGCCCGGAGAGCGCGAAGAUUACGUUUGGCGGCCAUGCGGACGCCAUCCAGAGUCUCGCCUGGAACCCGACCGGCACGCUCCUCGCGACGACCUGCAGGGACCGCAAGAUUCGCUUCUUCGACCCGCGAGCGGGUGGUGAUGCCGUCCGUACCGGCGAGGGCCACACUGGUAUCAAGGGCGCGCGUAUUACGUGGUUGGGCGACAAGGACCGCAUCGCGACCACUGGCUUUAGCAAAAUGAGCGACCGCCAGGUCGCCAUCUGGGAGACCGGCAGCCUCGCGAACGUCAAGACGACCACCAUCGACCAGUCUUCUGGCGUGCUCAUGCCGUUCUGGACAGACAACAACAUCCUCUUCCUCGCCGGCAAGGGUGACGGAAACAUCCGGUACUACGAGUACGAGAACGACAGCCUCUUCCCGCUCUCCGAGUACAAGUCCUCCGAGCCCCAGCGCGGCAUGUGCUUCCUCCCCCGCCGCGGCCUCAGCGUCUCCGACUGCGAGAUCGCGCGCGCGUACAAGGUCGCCGCGUCCUCGAUCGAAGCUAUCGCGUUCAUCGUCCCCCGAAAGUCGGACUCCUUCCAGUCAGACAUCUUCCCGCCCGCGCCGUCCGCCGAGCCCGCGCUCACCGCCGCCGAGUUCUUCGCCGGCAAGACCGCCGCGCCCAAGUACGUCUCCCUCGAGGACGGCUCCGUCUCCGCCGGCACCGCGCCCCUCGCCCUCCCCACCCCCGCCCCCGCGCCUACCCCGACCAGGACCUCCUCUGCCCCCGCCCCCGCGCCGGCCCCGGCCCCGGUUAUCCAGGUGCACGAGGAGCCGCCGAGCCCUGCGCCGGUGACGUCGCGGUACGAACCUGAGGCGCGUGCGCCCGCGCGUUCGCAGACCAACCCCUCCGAUGACGCGCCCGUGGCGGCGCUGAGGGAGGAGAAUGCAAGGCUGACGGGCGAGCUGCGCGAUGCGCGCGAGAAGAUUCGGAACUUGGAGCUGCAGGUCGAGGCUGUGCGCGCGAACGCGCGCAAGGCUGCUGCGCUGCUCGACGGCUGA